AAAAAGAGGGCCCUAUUGUAGAUCAAAGGUGAUCUUUAUGUGUCUUUAAAAAGGAAAGAAGGGAAGCGGAAAAAAUUGACUCCAUACUCAUCACUCUGCAUUUUCGAGUCUUCACAAUCAUAUCCUCCUAACCACACACAGAAGAAGAAAAUGGCAAGUCUUACAGUUCCGGCAGAAGUUCCUUCCGUCGCUGAAGACUGUGAACAACUCCGAUCUGCCUUCAAAGGAUGGGGAACGAACGAGAAGUUGAUUAUAUCAAUUUUGGCUCAUAGAAAUGCUACUCAGCGCAAAUUGAUUCGACAGACUUAUGCUGAGACUUUUGGGGAAGAUCUACUUAAAGAGUUGGACAGAGAACUUACCCAUGAUUUUGAGAAAUUGGUGCUAAUAUGGACACUGGAUCCGUCAGAACGUGAUGCCUAUUUGGCUAAGGAAGCUACUAAGAGAUGGACAAAAAGCAACUUUGUUCUUGUGGAGAUAGCUUGUACUAGAUCUCCUAAAGAACUGGUUUUGGCAAGGGAAGCUUAUCAUGCUCGUAACAAGAAAUCUCUCGAAGAGGACGUUGCUUAUCACACUACUGGGGAUCACCGCAAGCUUUUGGUACCUCUUGUGAGCUCCUACCGAUAUGGAGGAGACGAGGUGGACUUGCGCCUUGCUAAAGCAGAAUCUAAAGUGCUGCAUGAGAAGAUCUCCGAUAAGGCUUACAGUGACGAUGAGGUCAUUAGAAUUUUAGCCACAAGGAGCAAAGCGCAACUCAAUGCUACUUUGAAUCAUUACAAAGAUGAAUAUGGUGAGGAUAUCCUAAAGCAAUUGGAAGAUGAGGAUGAGUUUGUUGCACUAUUGAGGGCCACCAUAAAAGGUCUUGUCUACCCUGAGCACUAUUUCGUGGAGGUUCUUCGUGAUGCAAUUAACAGGAGAGGAACAGAGGAAGAUCAUCUGAGCCGAGUUAUUGCUACAAGGGCUGAGGUCGAUCUGAAGACUAUCGCUAACGAGUACCAGAAGAGGGAUAGCAUUCCUCUGGGUCGCGCCAUUGCCAAAGAUACAGGAGGAGAUUAUGAGAAUAUGCUGGUGGCUUUACUUGGACAAGAGGAGGAAUGAGGAGGCUUGGCUCACUUCUGUUUUAUAAUGACCAGAAUAAAUAUGCCAUCUCCCAUAUAUUUCAGAGUUGGCAUCUGUUUGAUGAUUGAGUGUGGUCUGUUUCACAUGAGCUUUUAGUCCUUUUCUUCGUGUGAGAAACUUUGAAUAUGCAUCUUUGUGCUGUCUAAAAAUAUUUUCUAAUAAUU
Molecule: messenger RNA, 1280 nt
Organism: Solanum verrucosum
Lineage: Eukaryota; Viridiplantae; Streptophyta; Magnoliopsida; Solanales; Solanaceae
Product: annexin Gh1-like
Exons: 5
Coding region: 151-1095 (314 amino acids)
Cellular component (GO): cytoplasm
Molecular function (GO): calcium-dependent phospholipid binding; calcium ion binding
Source: RefSeq, a predicted model, not a curated record